This is a messenger RNA of Moneuplotes crassus, 729 nucleotides long. The record is from the annotation of a GenBank genome assembly. NCBI's taxonomy places the organism in Eukaryota, Ciliophora, Spirotrichea, Euplotida, Euplotidae.
CAUGAAAAUAGCUCUCAUCUUCCUAAUGGCUGCUACUCUUGUAGCUUCUUCCACUGUUCUAUCUGAGAGCGGAAGCUACAGAUUCACCAUUGAUAUUUCCGCAAAUGCAGAAGAUAGUAAUAAUACAGAUGUUACCUUGGGGUUGAUACUUGGGUCUACUACUCAGCCUUUAACGAAUAAUUACUACGUCUCAGGAGCUUGUGUGGAUGUAAUUUCUUAUAAUUACGAACUCAGCAGCGAUAGCAUCACUCUGAAAGGAUUUGGCAUUGAAUGGAAAUGAGCAGCCAAUUGUAACUCAUUAGAAGCUGUCUAUGACACUGUGAACUUCUACGCAGGAGCUCAUUGGGGAGGAACCACCAAUCAUGUCAUCUCGUCUCAGUCUACUUUGACUGCUGUUACCUCUCCAGCAGGUGUAAACUCUAAUAACUCCACAGCAAAGACUGUAUCUCACACUUGGACUAGUUUGAACUCCUCUCAGCUUGCAAAUACUAUAACGUUUCCAGACCAGAACGAGACUUGGUACGUCAGAUGCUUUGGGAAGUUCAAUCAUGCGACCUCAGUAAACUUCGCUGCUGGAAUUACCGACUUGUCUACUUCUCUGGGUAGAGAAAAGAAUGUGACAUUAAUAGGCAGAGGACAUAGAGUAACGGCAGCCAUCCUGGCUAUCGCAGUGUCUCUCGCUGCUUUGGUCAUGUAAACCUGCACUAAUUAAUCAAUAAGUCUUUCUCA